Erpetoichthys calabaricus (reedfish) is the source of this 1431-nucleotide messenger RNA. It is a transcript of the gene lipt1, whose product is annotated as lipoyltransferase 1. Gene Ontology annotation, molecular function: lipoyltransferase activity. Gene Ontology annotation, biological process: protein lipoylation. NCBI's taxonomy places the organism in Eukaryota, Metazoa, Chordata, Cladistia, Polypteriformes, Polypteridae. Gene Ontology annotation, cellular component: cytoplasm; mitochondrion. The record is from RefSeq and is a predicted model, not a curated record. Bases 113 to 1237 code for a protein of 374 amino acids. The transcript has a single exon.
UACUCGAGUAGGCGGGUCUGAAAGUACUCCAAGAUCAUGCUGUCCAGAAGGUCUGGGAUAAAGUUUGUAUCACUAUGAACUGAUUCAUUUAGGACUUCAUGUAAGUAGGGCAAUGUUCGUCGGUGUAGCACUUGCUGCCUUUAGCCGUAGUGCACAAUGCUGUACAUACGUGCGCUCCUGUUCUCGCACUGUCUUCACUCUGGGUCCCAGCCGAGGAGCUGUCCUCCGGUCUCUCUCAAGUGACGUUUAUGAAAACCUGGCACUGGAAGACUGGCUCCAUAAUAAUUUGGAUUUGAGCGAAGAAGGCCACGCCCUCUUGCUCUGGCAGAACGCGCCGGCCGUGGUUAUGGGUAGACACCAGAACCCCUGGCAAGAGUGCAACGUGGGUCUGCUCAGGGAAAAGGGGGUCCGGCUAGCCCGGCGUCUUAGCGGCGGAGGUACGGUGUACCACGACCUGGGCAACCUUAACAUAACUUUCUUUACGUCCAGGAAAAGGUACCACAGGGCAAGAAACUUACAACUAGUGUGCAGCGCCCUGAAAGCCGUAAGCCCUCGGCUAGACGUGUGCGUCACCGAUCGCUUUGACUUGCUGCUAAAUGGUGACUUUAAGGUGUCCGGGACCGCAGCCAAGCUGGGAAGAACUUCAGCCUACCACCACUGCACAUUACUGAGCAACACCGACAGACAAGCCCUGUCUGCUGUCUUGAAGAGCCCAUAUCAGGGCAUCAGCAGUAAUGCCACCAGCAGUGUGCCAUCCACCGUUAUGAACCUCACCGACCAAGACCCUGCGUUGACCUGCGAACUGCUUAUAACGGCAAUCGCACAGAAGUACGCCCACCAGUACUGCCUUGAGCCUGGUAUUGCACUGCUCGACCCUACGGACGAGUACACUCUGCCCGGCAUCAGGAGCGCGACACAGGAAAUGCUUAGCUGGGAAUGGGUGUUUGGGAAGACGCCCAAAUUCGACGUCAGCGUGUCUCUCAAUGUAGCUGAUGCGAUCGUGACUCUGUGCAUGAACGUAAAAAAUGGCAUCAUCGACUCGUGCUCUUUAGAGCUGCCUGCGAACUGGCCUUAUUGGGAGGCAGGUGCGGAACUACAGUCCCUACUGACAGGGAGCCGCUUCUGUGCUGGCGAUGCGAAGCUACUGAGCAGCGCUUUGUUGAGGAGCUGUCCACAGACUGAUGGUGUGCAAGAUCGGUGGCGCGACCUGUGCGAGCAGUUGGCCAGUCUCAUGUGACACAGAGCGGCGCCCGUCACUGUCUCGUGGCAGAAAGUUUUUUGUUGUGGUUUAAAUUGAUCAAGUGUUCGUGGAGCAUGUCAUUUUGCAUUUUAUCCAAAUUUGUCAGAUAAUAGGGGAUAAAAAGAGGAAGACUGUUUUACAAUCCCGAGUAUCUCUAUACAGCGCACUUAAUAAAUUGUAAUUUGAUGAGU